Messenger RNA from Aspergillus nomiae NRRL 13137, 1348 nucleotides. Its product is annotated as proteasome regulatory particle lid subunit RPN11. Lineage: Eukaryota; Fungi; Ascomycota; Eurotiomycetes; Eurotiales; Aspergillaceae. The transcript has 4 exons. Gene Ontology annotation, cellular component: proteasome regulatory particle, lid subcomplex. Gene Ontology annotation, biological process: proteasome-mediated ubiquitin-dependent protein catabolic process; protein deubiquitination. The record is from RefSeq and is a predicted model, not a curated record. Bases 211 to 1218 code for a protein of 335 amino acids. Gene Ontology annotation, molecular function: proteasome binding; metallopeptidase activity; protein binding.
ACCUCCAACCAUCAUCUCUUAUCACCUGCAUCCCAUUUCAAUCCCCCUCAUCCACUUUUCAGUCAUUACUUCAUUAUCGCGCUCUUUGCGAGCUCCCUCCUACGUUGCCAUCCUUUGACACCCCCCUCAACUCUUCUUUCUUUUGGGGCUUCCGCCUAGGAAGCUAUCCUUCACCUUUGCAUCUCCGCUAGUCAUAUUCCGUCAGCAGCCAUGGAGCGACUUGGUCGGAUGCUUCAGGCCGCCCAAAGUAUGGGCAUGGGCGGUGCUGCCCCCGGUGGUGAUACCCCUAACCUGAUCGAUAACUCCGAAACAGUACAUAUCUCAUCGCUGGCUCUGCUGAAGAUGUUGCGACAUGGUCGGGCAGGUGUGCCUAUGGAAGUCAUGGGCCUGAUGUUGGGAGAGUUCGUGGAUGAAUAUACAGUUCGAGUAGUAGAUGUGUUUGCGAUGCCUCAGAGUGGUACUGGUGUUAGUGUCGAAGCUGUGGACCCUGUCUUUCAGACCAAGAUGAUGGAUAUGCUCCGCCAAACAGGACGGCCAGAGACCGUUGUUGGCUGGUAUCACUCUCACCCUGGUUUUGGCUGCUGGCUCUCAUCUGUCGAUAUCAACACCCAGCAAUCCUUCGAGCAGCUCACCCCGCGCGCUGUCGCCGUUGUCGUUGACCCUAUUCAAUCCGUCAAGGGCAAAGUGGUUAUUGAUGCUUUCCGACUUAUUCAACCCCAGACUGUGGUUAUGGGUCAGGAGCCUCGGCAAACAACAUCCAAUUUGGGUCACCUGAAUAAGCCAUCGAUCCAAGCACUCAUCCAUGGCCUGAACAGGCACUACUACAGCAUUGCUAUCAACUACCGUAAGACAGGGUUGGAGGAGAACAUGUUGAUGAACCUGCAUAAGCACGUUUGGACCGAGGCCCUACAGAUGAAGGAUUUCCAUGACGAAGGCGAGCACAACGUCGACCGCAUGAAGCAGCUCGUCAGCCUCGCCGAGGGCUAUGAAAAACGAGUUAAAGAAGAAACGGAACUCAGCAAGGAGCAGCUCAAGACGAGAUAUGUCGGAAAGGUCGAUCCCAAGAAGCACAUCGAGGAUGUAAGUCAACAGUUGAUUGAAGAUAAUAUUGUCGCAGUCUCGCGGCAGAUGAUCGAUAAGGAAGCCUCAGUUGCCAGGCAAUCAAAUGGAAAAGGAGCUCAGAACGGUGCCAGCAUGGAGGUGGACGAAGACCUAUAGAUGAUUAGUAGUUAUGAGGAGUAUCAUAAUUUCUGUUCCUCUGGCGAGGUACAGGACAGUAGUCCUAUCUCGCAAGGGCAGCCAUCAUGCACGGAAACAAUUAUAAAUGAAUGACGUUUCAACAUAUAUU